Molecule: messenger RNA, 222 nt
Organism: Symbiodinium sp. CCMP2592
Lineage: Eukaryota; Dinophyceae; Suessiales; Symbiodiniaceae
Source: the annotation of a GenBank genome assembly
AUGGUGGACGACGAUGACUUGAUCGUUUUCCUGGAUGCCUUCGACGUUUUUCCCAAUGGUUUCGACGGCCACGAGCUGCUUCGGCGGUUUUUCUCCUUUGGCACGCCCGUGGUAGUGGCUGCCGAGGAGCCAUGGGACCGAACCGCGAAGGGAUGUAGGAUUCAAAGUUUUAAGGCGUACGGACUUUUGGAGGCUGAGAGUUUCCUGGUUUUCUGGGUUUAG